CCCAACCCAACCACGCAGCCCCGCUCAUCCCUCGUGAAGACAUCCCGCUCGCGUCUCGCAUCUCGCCAUGGCCGCUCCGCUGCUCCGCGCCGUCGUCGCCACCCUCGCCACGCUGAUGCUCGCGCGGCCCGGCCUCGGCCAGACAGGGGCGGGUGCAGAGUCUCGCUCGAGCUGCAUGAUGGAUUUGGACCCGGGGCCGUGCCGCGCCUACCUGCCGCGCGUCUUCUACAACCGCUACACGCAGCGCUGCGAGCCCUUCCACUACGGCGGCUGCUUCGGCAAUGGCAACAACUUCGAGAGCCUGGCCGAGUGCAACGCCCAGUGCGCCUGGAUCCCCGUUGCGCCGAAGGCGUGCCGCCUGGAGAUGGAGGUGGGCGUGUGCCGAGCCCUCCUCCGCCGCUACUUCUUCAACAUGACCUCGGGCUCCUGCGAGGAGUUUGGCUACGGAGGUUGCCAGGGCAACCUCAACAAUUUCAAGGAUGCAGCAUCUUGCUACCAGCACUGCGUCCAUCGCCCAGUGCUCCCCCGGAUCUGCCUGAUGAAAGCCGACCCUGGCGAGUGCAGCGGCGUCAUCCCGCGCUUCCGCUACAACCCGCAGACGAGCAGCUGCGAGAGCUUCACCUAUGGUGGCUGCGGCGGCAACGACAACAACUUCGGCAGCGAGCGCAGCUGCAUGAGCGUCUGCGGCCAGGCUGUCAUUCCGGCGUCUACAAGUGCUCAGUACCUGAACCCGUCUCGUCGUGUCUUCGUGGCCAGGAGGAGGCAAGGAAAGACCUUCAAGCACAAAAUUAUUCGCCAAUGAACGAUGCACACGACACAACCAAAUGAGGCCACAGGUCUCUGAUGUGUUUUCGUGCAUUAUGUCCGACGUUUGGCUCCACGUGCUGGAAGCUUAAUCAGGAACUCAAUGAGAAGCUUCCGGUAUGUAGAGAAAAACGCCGGACAUUGUGCCGAACGACUCCCAAAAACAUCGGUGAGCCAUGUAGUACAACCGUGAAAACCUACGCAGUGGUAAUGCCAAGGUUGCUUUCAGAAGGGGUAAGGAUUUGCCGUGGCUACAAUGCAGCAUUUCAAUUUUAGUUUAUUACUGGAUUAGUUUGUAGCUGUUUUACAAUUGUAAAUAGUUUGUUAAAGAUGGUUAAAUUAUUGCCUUUUAGAAAACACCUCAAAAGUGAAAAGGAAAGGCAGUAUUAUCUGGACCAAAAUAUUUAGUAUCUAAUUCUGAAUCAUUAAAUUCUGAAGUCACUGUCCAAUUUUAAUUCAACGCCAGAUGUAUAAAGUCAAUGAUUUAUACAGAUCAUGUUUCACUGCAUCGUCAGUUUGUGAUCUCUCUGGAUGGUGUUGGGUGGAUGCUAUGAGCCCCUGGCAACCGAAAUGUGGUGAGAUCUGUCCGUCGUAAGUGAUAAUUUCGUCGGAAUCAUCACGAGCCAUGGAAACAGGCGUGGUCAUCAGACAGUGCCAACCUUCACACGGCACCACGAAGACGCGCUCCACUGCUCAAAUCACGGGGCAUGCUUCAAGAAAUUAAAAUCAUAGUCGUUCGUAUUCAUUCACAGUCCUUUGUCAAUGGACUACUGGAUGUAAUCCCCCACCCAAUGCCGUGCUGGUCGUGUUUGUUGAACUUCUUUCGCACCGUACGUAGCCAACCGUUCUAUACUUCACGCUCGUAAGUGCAGAUUCGUUAAGGGGGCGGAGGGGGGGGCAGAAUCGAUUUGGUUACCAAUCGCCACUGACUUUAGCCGUGGCAAUAAAUUGAACUCGGUCGCAGAGUCCAUAGCUCAGUGUGCCGUUGCCCCACCCGUUUUCGGAAAUGUGCUUAUAAAAACUAUUAAUAACAGCCAUCAGUACAUCUCUCCACAUGAAAACAAAAAUAUUAUUUACUCCACCAGCGUAUGGGGUUUCCAGAUAAAUAUUAUUUCGUGCCAUUUGUUUCAACAAGAAAGCUCUGGACUGGUUUUGACCUUUUUGGGUCUCAUCAGUCGGGUCAGGCUUGUUAAACAAAUACCACUGGGUGGCCAGCUGAUACUCUCAUAGGGUACUCCAUGUACACAACAAGACCCUGUUCAACUCCUAAAGGAGUUUUCUAUAUAUAACUAAAAGUUAUCUUCUUGGUUCUUUCGGUAAAGUCACGUAGAAGGGAAAUAAAAAAAUAAAACAUAAUAAAAUUAUUCUCACGACGUUUCGGCCACAACGCAAGCAGCCAUCCUCAAGUGAAGAACAGGUCUGUCGGGGAGACAGCGUCUUGCGUUGUGGCCGAAACGUCGUUAGAAUUAUUUUAUUAUGUUUUCUUUUUUUUCUUUUAUUAUUUCCCUUCUACGUGACUUUACCGAAAGAACCAAGAAGAUGAAUCCCUGCAGUCACGAAAGCUUUAAAUCGAAAAACUAAAAGUAACUCGUGUUAUUCAUUAGAAUUGUGGAUGCCAAUGCAUUACCCAUAAUGCACCACAUUAGAUGGGUCUUGAGACAUUUCCAAGUCCACCGCUGUGCAAACCUCCAGAAGUGCUGCAAUUGUGAGGUGCGCUGAGUAAACCAGAGACAGUCUCCCUUGCAUAUGUGUGGGUGAAUGGCAACACCUACGUUUAUGUCCACAUUAGAUGACCCAAACAGCAGUGCAUGUGCCGAUAACGUAGACGUGAGUCAUCCCACACAAGGAGGCACGUUGUGAAACUCGCCAAACAGCCGAAUCGACGUGAACGUGCCUAAUCUCAUCUGAUAUUAAAAGAUAAUCGAUCUUGAGGCCGGUUAGCAAAUGCGUGGGAGACUGCCUGCAAAGUACCAUAUCUUGUCGGCUUGGGCUGCGAGGUAGCCAAGAGAAGGCAGGAGAGCAAUGGAGUCUUCGCAUCUAUCUGCGGAACUUUAAGUGUACCUCAUCGUGUGCGUGGGGUUUCUCCAAGCAACUCUGAAUUCGUCCCACACGCAAUCUGUUAAUUAAUGAAAUUGGCUUUGAACUGCAAUCGCAGUAGCCCCGUGAGCAAAACACUCUUGAGGCUCAGUGAGGCAGUCCCCUGCGAAAAUAUAGAACAGUACUUUUAUGAAUCAAGAACCCGAGGGUUGUCACAUAACCGAUUAUAGUACAUUGUCAUCUAGAUGCCGUUAAACAUAUUUUAUGCGUCCUCCAUCUUUAUAUAGAAUUUUUCGUUUUCCAAAAAUAAAAUUGCACAGAAAAAAUAAAUAUAUGUUGUAUACAGUAGUGUGACCGAGUAUUUUUUUUAUGAACAAAAAAUGUGUUCAGUUGGAAUUUUGAUUAAAGCUUCUCAAUAUGCUAA
Lethenteron reissneri (Far Eastern brook lamprey) is the source of this 3265-nucleotide messenger RNA. RefSeq names its product carboxypeptidase inhibitor SmCI-like. The record is from RefSeq and is a predicted model, not a curated record. NCBI's taxonomy places the organism in Eukaryota, Metazoa, Chordata, Hyperoartia, Petromyzontiformes, Petromyzontidae. Gene Ontology annotation, molecular function: serine-type endopeptidase inhibitor activity.